Messenger RNA from Limanda limanda (common dab), 1692 nucleotides. Its product is annotated as inositol monophosphatase 1-like. Bases 88 to 924 code for a protein of 278 amino acids. Gene Ontology annotation, biological process: phosphatidylinositol phosphate biosynthetic process; signal transduction; inositol metabolic process. The record is from RefSeq and is a predicted model, not a curated record. Gene Ontology annotation, molecular function: inositol monophosphate 1-phosphatase activity. The transcript is spliced from 9 exons. Lineage: Eukaryota; Metazoa; Chordata; Actinopteri; Pleuronectiformes; Pleuronectidae.
CCUCAGCUGUCUAACAUCAACAUUGAGCAGUUAGCUUGUCGGGAGCUAGGUUGCUGUGUGUGAUCAUCGCUGCUCCUCAUCAUCACCAUGAGCGACCCGUGGCAGGAGUGCAUGGAUCUCUGUGUGGAGGUCACCAAGCAGGCAGGGAAGAUGAUCCGUGAGGCGCUGGAAAAGGACAUAGCCGUCAUGCAGAAGAGCUCACCAGUUGACCUGGUGACGGAGACGGACCAGAAAGUGGAGCAGCUUAUUAUAUCCUCCAUCAAGGAAAAGUACCCGACACACAGCUUUAUAGGUGAGGAGUCGGUAGCGGCAGGAGCACCAAGCGUUCUGACCGACAAUCCCACUUGGAUCAUUGACCCCAUUGAUGGUACCACCAACUUUGUUCACAGGUUCCCAUUUGUGUCUGUAUCAAUAGGCUUCACUGUGAAGAAAGAGAUAGAGUUCGGUAUCGUCUACAGCUGCAUCGAGGACAAAAUGUACACGGCAAGGAAAGGAAAAGGAGCGUUUUGCAACGGGGAACCAAUCAAAGUGUCUGGACAAGAAGAUAUUAAGCAGUCUCUGGUACUGACAGAAAUGAACUUCAAGAGAGAUCCCGAGAAAUUCAAAACCAUGCUGGCCAACGUCAGGACCAUCCUCUCCAUUCCUGUACACGGAAUGCGUUCCCCGGGCAGCGCAGCUGUCAACAUGUGUUUGGUGGCGUGUGGCUCGGCUGACGCUUACUACCACAUGGGCAUCCACUGCUGGGACAUGGCCGGGGGGGCGGCGGUGGUUACCGAGGCUGGAGGAGUGAUCAUGGACAUCUCAGGUGGACCGUUCGAUCUGAUGUCCCGGAGGCUGAUCGUGGCGAGCAGCAGGGCGAUAGCAGAGCGCCUCGUGAAGGAGAUCACCGUGUUCCCAGUUGGCCGGGACGACACAGACCAGUAGUAAACUUCAACACUCUCAUCAGCUGUGUUGUAUUCAUCAGGUCAGGAUUCUGUCUCGGCCAUGAGAACCAAAACGAUGAACUUACCUCUGAAGACAAGUGUUUAAUUUCUAUCGACUCAUGUUAAAAAUUACAGACAUUCACAGAUUCACUUUUCUAUUGGGACUUAUUGGGAUAUUGGGAGUUUGUAAUCACCUCACCCAUUUUCAUUAUUUAUUAUUUGUAUAGUCAAAUAACUAAUUAAAGCCAAACCAAUCAAAAAUAAACUCUCUGUGAUGGGAACCAACUAAAACGACACAGAGCAUCUUGGGACUUUUUUAUUUGGUCCAUGUCCCAUCUGCUAACAUGGAGGAGGAUGGGUUUAUGACCCAUAUUACAAUCUGCCACAAGGGGGCAAUCAAGGUGAAUUGGCUUCACUUUAGGGGAGCGGUCACGUCAUGUCUGGUCACAGCACUAUAAGGAAAUUAUUUUAAUACAGAAUGUUCCACUUUUGACCAAUGAUAUUGUUUCUAUUCUUAGGUGAUAGUAUUUGUAUGUGUGUAUAGAUUUUGUCAUAGUGAUUAUACUCUUUCGUUUCAUUGCCAUCACGAGUUUGCACUAUAGCUCCUGUAAGAAACAUUGAGUGUAUAUACUGUGGAACUGCUUCUCUAUCGCGUCCAAACAGAAAUGCACUGAUGUUGUUCCUAAUAAUCUGUGCAGUAUGUUCCAAGUUGUUUUUAAAGGUGAAUUUAAAGAUAGCAGCAAAUAAAAAAAGGGCCCUUUGAAUAUAA